AUGUCUGACAACGGAAGCCAGUUCGUCAGUAAAGAGUUUACGUCUCUUUUAAAAGAAUACGGUAUCGAACAUUUUAGAACCCCACCUCAUUCCCCCCAAUGUAACCCCGUUGAGCGGGCUAAUAAGGUAAUAGGAACAAUGAUCGCGCAAUAUAUCCAGAAGAAUCAACGUUCAUGGGAUAAAUUAAUACCGGAAUUAAUGUUUGCCAUUAACACGGCAAAACAUGAGUCAACGCAGUUCACACCCGCUUAUCUUAACUAUGGCCGCGAAUUACUCCCCCCAAAUACGUUGCGAGAAAGACUCGAGGGCAGUCAUACAGUUAAUAAUUACGAUCAUCAGGAUAACUUUAAAAAUUUACACGAGGCCAUGGACCUAGUACGCGAUCGUCCGCGAUCGAUAAAUUUUCGGGUAAACUAG
Microplitis mediator is the source of this 417-nucleotide messenger RNA. RefSeq lists its product as uncharacterized. The coding region runs from base 1 to 417 and encodes 138 amino acids. The record is from RefSeq and is a predicted model, not a curated record. The transcript has a single exon. Gene Ontology annotation, molecular function: nucleic acid binding. NCBI's taxonomy places the organism in Eukaryota, Metazoa, Arthropoda, Insecta, Hymenoptera, Braconidae. Gene Ontology annotation, biological process: DNA integration.